This is a messenger RNA of Zophobas morio, 893 nucleotides long. Its product is annotated as DNA repair protein complementing XP-A cells homolog. NCBI's taxonomy places the organism in Eukaryota, Metazoa, Arthropoda, Insecta, Coleoptera, Tenebrionidae. Gene Ontology annotation, cellular component: nucleotide-excision repair factor 1 complex. Gene Ontology annotation, molecular function: damaged DNA binding. The coding region runs from base 44 to 871 and encodes 275 amino acids. The record is from RefSeq and is a predicted model, not a curated record. The transcript is spliced from 6 exons. Gene Ontology annotation, biological process: base-excision repair; nucleotide-excision repair, DNA damage recognition; UV-damage excision repair.
ACAAUUACUUAAGGAGGACCCCUGUACAUAGUUUUUACAAGUAAUGGAAUAUGAGAGUCCCGAACAUACUUCCAUUGUAGAGGAUCUUAUCACUUCUAAGAGGAGGACAGAUUUAUACAAAUUGUUAAGUGAAAAUGUUAGAAACCUUGACACCUCAUCAGACAGUAAAACUGGCAGCAAUAUUACAGAAAAUUGCCCACGACCUAGAAAAAAAAUUACCGAUACGAAGGCUGGUUUUUUCUAUGAAGAGGAUAUUUUAUUACUAACUAAAAAUACGAAAUUUUCCAGUAAACCUAAAAAGGUCAAAUCUGAGGAGCCUUUAUCUAAAGUUAAUUAUAAUAUAACUGGUGGUUUUAUUUGCCAAAACUGCCAAGGAAGUUUUGGUAGUUCUUUUCUUUUUAACUCCUUUGAAGUUCCCGUUUGCAACGAUUGUCGGAAGAUUGACAAAGAACAAGAAAAUUAUUAUUCUUUCAUAACCAAAACUCAGGCUAAGGAGGAAUAUUUAUUAACCGAAAAUGACUUGCAAUCUUUACGAUUUAUUAUUAAAAGAAAUCCUCAAGGAGCUAUAUUUGCUAGUAUGAAGUUAUAUUUAGCUUUUCAGGUUGAAGAAAUUUCCUUUCAAAGAUGGAAUGGCGAAAGUGGUUUGGACGAGGAAAUUGCUAGAAGACGGGAUGAAAGAAUUAAAAGGAAAAAAAUCAAAGCUAAAAAGGAACUAUUAGAGUUACGGAGGAAAACUGUCCCUAAAGUUUUAAUGAAGCAAAAAGAAGCGCAUGUACACGAAUUUGGAGAAGAAGUAUACGAUUCGGCUAAAGACCAGUUUUUAAAGACUUGUAAAAUAUGCAAGUUUACUCACUUUUAUGAAAAAAUGUAAACAUUCAGUUAUGUAAGAUUAA